GGUUUCCAUGCUAUGAUGAUGUCGUAGUAGUUUCAUUAUGAGUGUGAAGAAGAGUAGUCGACCUCGAGAGGGGCACCUACAAGGGCCAUUGGAGCGGAGAGAUGCCAUCUUCACAAAUCUCCUCUUGCUUGGCUUUGACAGGAGUGACAUGGAAGGGAAAUUCAAUGUGCCAUUUACAAAGGAUAUGUUUGCUGUUCCCAAUAAGAAGUGCUUUGAAGUAGUGAUGCAUUUUCUCUUUGAAAAGCUGAAUCUCCCAAUGGCUCAGGAUCGCUUCCGUUACUGCUGGCCAAUUACAGAUAAGAAGCAAGAACAGGCUUUUCGUAAAGUAGUUAAUAGCUGGCUGACCGAAAUUAAGGAAGAGGAAGAUUGUAACCUGCCUAGGAUUGUGCCUUCUCUCUUUCUGUCUCCAGGGGGAGACAAAUUCGAUGUGUUCUUGCUCCAUUUCAGUCGUUAUGUCGUUAACAAGGUUAUCUUCAAGGAAAUAGGGGUGAAAGAAAGGGACCUCCUCUACUACCCUCAACUGCCUUCUAAAGACUCUGAGUUUGGUGAGCAGAUUGGCCGUGCCUUAGAAGCAUGUUGUGUGAGACAUCGGAGAUCAUUUCUAUCUCAUCUACACAGAGAUCUACUCUUGCAGGAUCAAUGGAGUUCAUAUGCAAGUGAGCUUGCAGCAGAGUACAGACAGGUAGGAAAGAAGAUACGAGAGUUAGAAGCUCAAAUCAAAGAGGAGGAAGCUCGUCUGAUGGCCCAGGCCAAAGUUAGAGGGAGCCCUUCAGUCACAAGACGCCGUCGAUCUGGAGCUUUGCUUGAUGCAGAAUGGGACACAAUGGCGGUGACAAGAACACAAAAAGUUCAAAAGGUAAGGGAGAUGUGGAAGACAGUGGCUAUCUGUCAGGCUGCCCAGCGUCAAGAGCUUGAGGUGGUCGAGUCUAUCUUAGAGGGUGCGGCCAACCGGUACAGGGUCGAUGGUAGUGAACUCAGAGUACAGGUCCCAGAGAUGCUUCUUAGAGAAUGUCAUAAAGAACUAGAGAAGCGGAAUAUUGACAAUACUUAUGAAGGCGGGAAGCUGAACCUGCUCUCACUCAUACAGCUCUGGAAUCUUUCUCUCAGACUUUACCUAGAGAAGCUCCAUCAAGCUCCUAUGGCAGAUUAUGAAACACUUCAACCUGAGGUAGUAACCCAAGUCCACACCCACCAUGCUCAUCUCACCAACCUCCAAGCAUUAAGGUCUUCCAUGGGUCAAGAAGUGCUUCCAUCUGUCAAGUCUUCCAUUGGAUCAUUAAAAAGAACCCUACAUUUAGGGCAUGAAGCGCCCACAAGGCAGAGAGCUACAAAUUCAAAUUCCAUUCAUUUUUUAGGUGAUAGUCUGGGGUUGUUGCCAGCGACCCCUCCUGUAUCAUUUGAGCCAGCCAGUGCAGCUCAGGCUAGUGAUGACACUCCUACUAGACCAAUGAAUAAAGCCUUCUGGAAAGCAUCACCCACAGUGAACACACCUGAAGCUGUAUCGUCUCUGGUAAACAACGUGAACCAAGCUGUGUAUAAACAGAGCCAUCUCACACAAGGUACUCCUACCAGUACACUCAGACUACUUCGAGAACAGAUUAAUAGACCCUCAAAGCUACCCAAGCCUGCCCCUACCAAGGCUCCUACCAAGCCCCCCACCCAUGAUAAAAUGGAAAGACGUAGAGUCAAGUCAGCUCCUUGUAGAACACAGGAGCUAUCCCUAAGUGAAGAUGAAUCCACAUUGAAGCUUGAAGAGGCGUCUCCGUUCACACCCCAUCAUGCAAAGCGAGAGGUCAAGACACAGCCGAGGAAGGUUACUAAACAAAGCAAAUUAGCUUCCGUUCAGAAGACUAAGAAGGAUAAACCAUCUGCUAAAAAGAGUGAGAUAAAGCCUGGGUCAUCUAAAAGUGAAAGCAGGACAGCUUCCACCCCUUCCAUUCAUUCAAGAACACCUGUCAAUAGUCAACCCCUGCAUCAGCAUACCACCACAUCUGUCACAAGAGCACACCAAGACCUUAUUGAUCAGAUUGCUGAUGUAGUGGUUGGUGCGAUGAAUGGAUCUCCAGAGUGGAAAGGAUUAAUGGAGUCUCCGUUAUCCUUAUCACCAGGUCAUUCUGAAUCUCCCGUUCCUCUUGGUAUUGAAGAUCCUCUUUCUGUCCUUGAUCAAAGUGCAUUUGUGACAAGAGACAAGCUGAAGCACUCUCCAGUAACUACCCCAUCCCAUCCCAUUUCCACACCAAGACAACAUCCAGCCAGUCCCCUUGUGAGGUCUUCCACAGCAAGCAAUGCCAGGAGUCCUGAGAGUGAUGAUGUGGCAAGUCUGGAAAUCGUGCAACAAUCGUCCUCUAUCAAGCAACGGACCAGUAAUGGCUCUCAGAAGUCUGUGACUUUCUCUGACCACGUUGAUGAGCAUAACAUCAGUACACUUAGUUAUGGAAGCGAUCUGAAUGAUUCAUCAAUGAAUGGAGAUGUCUUUGCCUCCAACACCUCAUUGUCUAGUCCGGCCAUGCAAUCUGGGCCAGAAUUAAGCCACUUUGGCCGCAAUGGACAAACCCCAGUGAGAACAUUCCAAGCAAAAUGGGAUGAUGGGAUAGCAGAGAGUUAUCUCAGUCCUUCCCCUGAACAUCAUAAAACAUCAAGUGGGGUGGAGCACCAUAGUCCUCUUAACAAGCUCUUUACCCUUGAUGACACUAAUGAGAAUGGACAAGAUGAUUUUCUCUUGGAUACAUCAGAUCGGUUAGAAGAUCUUCUGGUGCAUGUGUCACCUUCAGUAACCCCGUCAGCUACCCCUAAGUUAAAUGGUACUAGAAUUCGUUCAAGGUAUCCACAGGACAUUGAUGAUUCAUCGCCAAGUCUCUCGAUUCCAGCUCGUCAGUCUGAGCCUGAAGUAAGUCAUCCAAUAUUGAAUGACCAAAUACCUUCCGAAGUUUCCUUGACAUCGAAUAGCACUUCUCCAGGAAGUGUUCACACAUGUCCUUCAUCAGAACAUCGUAAAACGCAUGAUAGAUUCACCCCAAAUGACAAGCCCUUUGCGUUGGACAAUACCUUUGAGAAUGGGGAAGACGAAUUCCUACUGGACACUUCACACAGAUUAGAAGAUCUGUUGGUCCAUGUAUCACCUUUGAUAUCACCAUCUGCAACACCUAACCUGAAUGGGAAGAGAAGUCGGAUAAGCCACCCAUCAGACACAUCCAUAAGCUCGGCUUCCAGACCAUUAGCAAAUGGAAAGUCCCAUUGGACAUCUCACUCAAAUGACAGUUUUCACCUCACUCCCCCAGCAAACAUCUCCAGCCUUUCCCUCGGUGAUGUCAGCCCAUUUUCUGCAAAUGAUGCAUCGUUGCUGAAGGAUAUGUCCAGUUUAAAACUAAAGACUCCAGGUUCAAAGACCCCUUUGAGCAGCUACAAGGCUUCUCCAUCUUCUCAGAGUCAAUUUCUUCAGGCCACUCCUAAGACAACACUUGACUUUGAUCUUUUAGAUGAAGAUGAUUCUGUUCUUCUACCACCAUCUCCAUACAAUCCAUCACCUUCAUCAAAGUCACCAUCAGGAUCCGUCGGUCAGCUUAUCAACUUCUAGCUUUCUCUCCAGAAGGACAGCAACAAUUAGUUAGACCUGUCCCAUUUUUUGUUCUUGUUUGUUUUCUAUACGUGUGAAUCUAUUGUUGAGGGCCAGUUCAUUAUUGAAAUUGAUGCAUUCUUACCAAUGUUGCCUUGAGUGAGGGGAUUCUCCUUCGGCCCAGCUUAAGGAAUUUAGAUGAUUCAGAAGUUUUCUGUUCAUUUGUUUCAUUUUAUUUUCAACAAGAUACAAAUGAAGUGAAGCAAGGGAGAUUGCCAACAUACACACCUGGAUGAUGUUUCAUAAAGCUGUUUGUAAAUAACGCCUUUUAUCAAGACUGGUACAUGUUCUGUUUCUGUUUAUGGUAAAUCCCGUAGGAACUCGGCAGGAAAGCAUUUUGCUGGUAAACGCUAAGCUGGUACAUAACCAAUUACCUAGGAAAAAUUUUUACGUCUUUUACAGAUAUUACUCUCGGGCCUUUUUUUGUUAAAGUGGAGACAAUGGCAGAGUGGGGAUUCGAACUCACAACCUUGUGAUUGCGAGUCCAAUGCUCUAACCACUGGACCACACGACCCGUAGAGUGCUUAGGUGCUAAGUCAGCGAAGUUGGGAUAUAUCAUUUUGUAUCAGUCCACGUCCAAGUCGGGCAUAAAUUUCAAGCAGCCCUUAUCCUUAUUUGAACCUUACCAAGCUUUAUUUUUAACUUAUUAUAUUGGUCAAAUUACACAGCAAUGAGCAAACAGCAUUUUAUACUAAACUUCUUAGGUAGAUGGUGCCUCUCUAAUUUCAUAUAAAUUUGAUCACUGCUAAGAUGGGUUAUAUAAUUACAUAUAACCAGGAGUACAAGUGCACUUUACCGACGCUACUUUUCGUGAAAUAACCCCCCCCCCCCCCGGUCAAUUAUACAGGUGUAGCGAGUGUUCAAGCUUUUGAAAUUGUUGCAUUUCCUUUAGCUAUGUUUUAUGUAAUGUUUAUUAAAUAUCCUAGGUGAUAUUGGGCUUUGUGAAACAGAGCCACAAAGCCUAGAUAUCUUUCAAAUCACAAAAUAAUUUUUUUUUAAAGUAUGAUGGAUUUUGUAUAUAAUGAUGACUUUAUUCCAUCUAUCCCUGUAUGAUAGGGACAUGUGCACAUAUUCAAAGAAAAUGCAUCAAAUGCUUUGGCUAUUCAAAUCUGUUGCAAGACGUUUCCAUGGAAACCUUAGAUCAGAAAGAAACUCUAGAUGCUGUGAAUUCGCUCCUCUUUGGGAUACAUUUGUUAUAAAAAUAUUUUUAAAAAUGCUGAUUUAUAUGCAGUACUGAAAUGCGAAUACUUUUGAUAAUGCAAACUGAUGAAAAAGUCACGUUAUUGCCAAGCCAAAGAUCAACCAUGUGUAUAAAAAGUGCCUUUGCUUUGCUUGUGAAAAAGGAAAAUGAUUGUCAAGGAUAUUAUUCUAUGUAUUAUGUGAAUGAAUGCAUUGGAUGAAAUUCAUAUAAAUUUGAUGUAACAGUAUUUGGAAUACAGAUCAGUGAUUAUUAUAAUUAUAUCUACACUUUGCCUGUACAAUUUAAUUUUUUAGGUAAAUAAUAGCAAUUGGACUUUGCUUACAUGUAAUUCCUGUUAAAACCUUCUUUCUUGAGAAUAGAAUUAAUGCUGCUCACUAUUCUGUAGAUAUCACACAUACACCAAGGGUUAUGUAACAACCAUAAUUUUUGUGAUUUCUCAAGAACUAUGAUCGUGAUUAAGAGGCAAUUGAACUACGAGGUACCUAAGGCUGUGCCUUUUCAUUUUUAACCCUCCCAUAUCAGCAUAUUUUUAAAGAAAAUCAACAAGGAAUAAGAGAAAAUAAUGAAAUACUGCAGGCAUUGGAGCAGUUCAUGAUGGACAUGACCUUUGUUAACCUACCCAAGGCUUUGUCUAAGAAAGUAAGUCGUUUCCACAUUUCUCUAGAAAUUCUAUAUAAUUUGAAAUGUAAUUUAUGUAGGCACUCUAAUGCAAAACUAUAGCAAGAACUAACAGACAUAUGACAUGUAUGACAAGUGAAAUCAAAGCAAGGGAUGAGGAAGUAUCAUUCUAUUUUGAAAGUCAAAAUUUAUUGCAUCAGUAUUAACCUCAACAGGCUAUACGUACUAUGAUCAAACAAGGAUACAACAUUCUCAAACAAUGCAAUUUAUUUUUCAGCUUUAUCCCUUAACAUGCUGAAUGAAUUUAUAAUAUUAUAAAUGAUGGGUAUUAAUCUGCAAAUUGAUGACAUGUUGAGUUAAAACAAUAUAUCAUUUGAAAUAAAAUAAAACCCACAUGAUGUAGUAAUGAAUAUGCAUAUUGUAAUAUAUGUGAUAUAUCAAAUGCACCGUAUUUGGAUGAAUAUUGAUUAGGUAGCAUGAUGUAACACACAUGCACUUUUUUUUUUUUUCUUAUCCUGAAAUUAAUCUAAAGAAAUAUUUAGUUUACUUUGCUUUUUUUUAAUGUAAAUCUGAUGAAUGUAUACUUUUUAAAUAUUGUUUAUCUUUUUUGAUGACAUGUGCCUCUGCGCUUGUAAAUAAAAUAAUGCAUAAUAAA
This is a messenger RNA of Lytechinus pictus (painted urchin), 6087 nucleotides long. Its product is annotated as mucin-2-like. Gene Ontology annotation, cellular component: HAUS complex; mitotic spindle microtubule. NCBI's taxonomy places the organism in Eukaryota, Metazoa, Echinodermata, Echinoidea, Temnopleuroida, Toxopneustidae. The record is from RefSeq and is a predicted model, not a curated record. The coding region runs from base 38 to 3574 and encodes 1178 amino acids. The transcript is spliced from 18 exons. Gene Ontology annotation, biological process: spindle assembly. Gene Ontology annotation, molecular function: microtubule binding.